Molecule: messenger RNA, 1010 nt
Organism: Orcinus orca (killer whale)
Lineage: Eukaryota; Metazoa; Chordata; Mammalia; Artiodactyla; Delphinidae
Product: HIG1 domain family member 1A, mitochondrial
Exons: 1
Coding region: 40-321 (93 amino acids)
Biological process (GO): negative regulation of apoptotic process; mitochondrial respirasome assembly
Cellular component (GO): mitochondrion
Source: RefSeq, a predicted model, not a curated record
UGCGACGUUGUGCCGUUGUCUGAAGAUUCUUCAAUCACUAUGUCAAGUGACACAGAUGUUUCUCUUUCUUCAUAUGAUGAAGAUCAGGGAUCUAAACUUAUCCGAAAAGCUAGAGAGGCACCAUUUGUCCCCAUUGGAAUGGCAGGUUUUGCAGCAAUCAUUGCAUAUGGAUUAUAUAAAUUGAAGAGCAGGGGCAAUACUAAAAUAUCUGUUCACCUGAUCCACAUGCGCGUGGCAGCCCAAGGCUUUGUUGUGGGAGCAAUGACUCUUGGUGUGGGCUAUUCCAUGUAUCAAGAAUUCUGGGCAAAACCUAAACCUUAGAAGACGAGAUGCUGUCUUGGUCUUGGUGGUGUUUGCUUUAGUUAGACAUCUCAUAUUGAGGUUAUAUGUUUAUGUUGAAAAUAAAUUCUGUGGGUCGGACAAUAACAUGGUAAUUUGAAUAUUGGCUUCCUUUCUGGCAGGCUUGAUUUGCCUAGUGACUAGUUCACUAGCUAGGUCAUUCAGGGGAGUCAGAUUAGCACAAAAAUAUGUCACUUUUUUUUUUUUUUUUUUUUUUUGUGGUACGCGGGCCUCUCACUGUUGUGGCCUCUCCCGUUGUGGAGCACAGGCUCCGGCCAUGGCUCACGGGCCCAGCCGCUCCGCGGCAUGUGGGAUCUUCCCGGACCGGGGCACGAACCCGUGUCCCCUGCAUCGGCAGGUGGACUCUCAACCACUGCGCCACCAGGGAAGCCCAAAAAACAUGUCACUUUUAAAUGCACUUGGUAGUGGUACAGUGUCUGCCUUCUUAAACUCUUCUGAUAAAAUUAGUUGUAAAGAGGACAACAUGCCAAACCUGAAAAUGCUCCCAGUUGCUGCAGAAUAUCAUAUGCUUUUGAUGUAAUGUAGGAAUCCUAUUUACCCCAGUUAAUUUAACUCUUUCUGACUGCCUUGUGGACUGAGUACUGUUUUUAAGGUCUGGUUGGCUCUUGAAGAACCCUUUCAGAACAGUGCACGGAAUACAACAUUAUAAA